Lymnaea stagnalis (great pond snail) is the source of this 2573-nucleotide messenger RNA. NCBI's taxonomy places the organism in Eukaryota, Metazoa, Mollusca, Gastropoda, Lymnaeidae. The record is from the annotation of a GenBank genome assembly.
AUGGGAUCUGUUAAUUCAAAACAAGGAAUCCUCCUAAUUCUUAGAUCAUGGCAAAGGUCAGGGUAAGACCAAAAGAUUAGCUUUUUAAAAAAAAAAAAAAAUUCUGCCAUGUCUGUAACACGACGCGUCAUGAAGUAUAAUAUGCGUUUAGGAAAUCUAAACUAAACGGUGACCGUUAGAAUGGCCGAAACUAUACAAGAACUUCUUAAAUCUACACAUCAAAUGGCUGUUAAAAUAAAAAGAGAGGGAAAGAAUACGUAAUGGUAAAAAAGUAUUCCAUAUCAUCAUCACGCAGCUAUUGACACAUACAAUUAUGGUGCCGUCCUCAGAGAGCAGUUGAUCAUGGCAGCUCCUGUUUUUCUCCUAGUGUCCAUAUUUUGCACGUAAGUUAAAAUUAUUUAAAAAAAAAAAAAGCAGAGCAUCUUGUUUACAGUCGCUGUUUGAAAUACGUGAAAAAUACAGGCACAAUAAACUAUUGUUUGUGUAUAGAAUAAGUCGCUUAUGAAAAACAAACAAACUGUUUUUGAUCACAUGAGUGCACUUACAUGAAGUCAAUCAAAAAGACGAUCUGACUCAUUUCCACUUCUGUCUAGUUUAUAUCAACACAGCUGAUGUUUUAAAAUGAAUGUGCAUAUACAAACGAUGUAACGUUAAAGCCACAUCUUGACAAAAAUCAGUAGUUUCGCCAUUUGUUGUCGUGAUUAAUAAGAUUGUUUUAAAAAUACCACUGGCCCCUUUCCCAUAUAUUUUAAAAGAUGAAGAAGAAUACUCUUGUAUAUUUCUUCGCGCCUUCUUUACCCAAUGAUUACAGAGCUGCAGCUCAGACAGGAAGCAUUAACUUCGACAACUUGUUUCGUCAAUACGCUGGUACUGACAAUGUGCUCCAACGAAAUGAGUUUGACAGAUUUUGGCUACACCUUGAUGAAAACAGUGAGUAAUUACACACAGCUGACCAUCAAAACACAGUAGUCCACUGGUGAAUGUUAUGAAGUUUUUAUAAAAUGAAGUUACACGUUUUGAAGGGGAAAUUUUCAAGAUAGAGAUAACAUUUCGAAACGGUCUCCUCGGCUUAAAUAUUUUCGGCACCCGCGCGUCUCUAGCAGACGAUGUUGUUGAUUGCGAUGGCAGAUAUGAAACCACCAGGUUUGGAAGAGAAUCUGAUGUUUUCAUGGAGAAGGAGCUGGUCGCCAGUCAGUAGAUCCCUCUUCUCUCACGCAGCUAGUGAACCCAAGGGAGAAUGAAGUGGAUGGCACAGCUUGGCGCUUGGAGGCAUCGCAGAAGAUGUCGGAAUUUUCAAUGAGUCGGUGUCAUGCCAACCCCGGCGACUCCAUUAACGAAUGUGUUUGUUGCUGUAGCGUCUCCCUCUCUUUGCCUUUAACAAACGGUUUGUAGCCGCAAGGAGGCGGGUGUUUGUGAUCGGAGACCCCCCUUCUUUUAGAUAAGCUACCGUCUAAGGUUGACGAGUCCACUCCGAGUAUAGAAUUUAGGAUAUCUAAUAUUCGCACCUAUAAUGGCACAUCACCUUUCGGGAUAUGAAGAAAAUAAAUAGAUUCUAAUGAGCGGGGACAGAAAUGUGUCAGCAGAUAUUUUUUUUUAUGUUGAAUUUGUGAAGAAAACAAGUGACAUAAAGGAGAAGAAAGCAUUCUAUUUUAUGAUGAAAAUCACAACACUCUUCUGCCAAAAGAUCUAUACUAGAAAUUCGUGGUUACGUUUAAAAACAUUUUUUUAACUCGUCUCUUUUGUCUUAUAGAAUAUAUAUAUCUGUAAUAAUACGUACGGAUAUAUCUCUAAUCUUACGUACGCAAUAUCUCUAAUCUUACGUAUGUAUAAAUCUGCAAUAAUGCGCACGGGUAUAUCUCUAAUCAUGAAUUAAUACGUAUUAAUCAAAUCUGUAAUCAUUUGUACUUACAUAUGUAUUGGUAAUCAUACGCACUUAUAUCAUAUCUCAACCUCUAGCUGACGGCAGUGUAAGCAAACAAGAAUUCGACAUUGGCUGGAGGGAUCAGGGAUUCCCAAAUCCACAAAACGCACCCCUUUAUUUCAUUGAAUUGGACAGGGUUGCUGACGAGCAUCUAAAUUCUCUGGAUUUCCCUCAUAUUUUCAAACUGUUUGAUGAGAAUGGUGAGAAAAGUCUGCUGAAAUAUUGGUCUUUCGUGAAUUUUAUAUUACAUAACUUUUUUAUAUUUUUAAAAACUUUAUUAAGUGUGAUAUCUGAUUUUAAAAUGUUUUAUGCAUCAUUGGAUCCAUACAACACUUCAAGAUUAUGAAUGAAUAUAAUUUAGUUAUAACUAUUUCUAACAUUUAAUAACUUAUUUCUUGAAACAAAUAUACAAAUCCACUUUUUGUUUCCAGCAAAUGGCUUCAUCACAGAGAGGGAGGCCAGAUACAAUUGGAACGCUUAUUUUGAAUAAACAUUGUUUUAAGGGGCUCUUUUUUGUUUUUAUCAUCAUCUCUUGGCAAAUAGCCUCCACGUUAAUGAAUGAUCAACUUAGUCUUUUAAAUAAAUUAAUUUAAUGAAAUUAACAAAUAUAAUUAAUUAACUAAUUGUAUUAAAUAUUAUUUGAAAAAUGUAA